This is a messenger RNA of Spodoptera exigua (beet armyworm), 573 nucleotides long. Lineage: Eukaryota; Metazoa; Arthropoda; Insecta; Lepidoptera; Noctuidae. The record is from the annotation of a GenBank genome assembly.
AUGUCACACAGAACCAUAACCUUCGUCACUGGCAAUGCGAAGAAACUCGAAGAGGUGAGGGCUAUUUUGGGCAGUAAUUUUCCUUUAGAAAUAAUUAGUCACAAGCUGGACUUGCCAGAGCUGCAAGGUGAAAUAGAUGAAGUAUCAAUAAAGAAGUGUCAAGAAGCAGCUCGACAAUUAAAGAGGCCUGUGGUAGUAGAAGAUACUGCUCUCUGUUUUAACGCAUUGAAGGGUCUUCCAGGGCCGUAUAUCAAGUGGUUUUUAGAAAAACUGGAACCUGAAGGACUUACGAACUUGCUGACUGGGUGGGAGGAUAAAUCUGCCAAGGCUGUGUGCACAUUUGCUUAUUGUUCUGGUCAUGAGGAUCUAGAUGUUAAACUCUUUCAAGGCGUGACUCAUGGUCAAAUUGUGACUCCUAGAGGAUCAAGGGACUUUGGAUGGGACUGUAUCUUCCAACCUGAUGGUUACAGUCAAACCUACGGUGAACUACCAAAGGCAGAAAAAAAUAAAAUAUCCCAUAGAUACAGAGCUUUAGAGAAAAUGAAAGAAUAUUUUUGUAGUAACAAUGUGUAA